This is a messenger RNA of Helianthus annuus (common sunflower), 1715 nucleotides long. RefSeq names its product serine hydroxymethyltransferase 4. The coding region runs from base 76 to 1491 and encodes 471 amino acids. The record is from RefSeq and is a predicted model, not a curated record. The transcript is spliced from 5 exons. NCBI's taxonomy places the organism in Eukaryota, Viridiplantae, Streptophyta, Magnoliopsida, Asterales, Asteraceae. Gene Ontology annotation, biological process: folic acid metabolic process; L-serine catabolic process; tetrahydrofolate interconversion. Gene Ontology annotation, molecular function: glycine hydroxymethyltransferase activity; cobalt ion binding; serine binding. Gene Ontology annotation, cellular component: cytoplasm.
CCUCACACUCCCAAACCCCUCGAACCACCCCCAACAACCUCUCCUCUCUCUAUACUCUACUCUCUCUAGACCACCAUGGAUCCGGUGAACGUUUGGGGCAACACCCCCUUAGACGCCGCCGACCCAGAGAUCUUCGACCUAAUUGAACACGAAAAACGCCGACAAUCCCGCGGGAUCGAACUGAUUGCAUCCGAAAACUUCACCUCAUUUGCAGUCAUCCAAGCUUUGGGAUCCCCCUUGACCAACAAAUACUCCGAGGGCAUGCCUGGAAACCGUUACUACGGUGGCAACGAGUACAUCGACCAGAUCGAAAACCUCUGCCGUUCUCGCGCCUUACAGGCUUACCGUCUAGAUCCCACCAAAUGGGGUGUUAAUGUCCAGCCCUAUUCUGGAUCUCCUGCCAAUUUUGCUGCCUAUACAGCCCUCUUAGAGCCCCAUGAUCGGAUCAUGGGCCUUGAUUUGCCAUCAGGUGGGCAUUUGACGCAUGGAUAUUAUACUUCCGGUGGGAAGAAGAUAUCAGCUACCUCGAUUUACUUUGAGAGUUUGCCGUAUAAAGUGAAUUCGACUACGGGAUAUAUCGAUUACGAGAAGAUGGAGGAGAAGGCCUUGGACUUUAGACCCAAGUUGAUUAUUUGUGGGGGGAGUGCGUACCCGAGAGAUUGGGAUUACAAGAGGAUCAGGGGCAUUGCUGAUAAAUGUGGGGCCCUCAUGUUGUGUGAUAUGGCUCAUAUCAGUGGCCUUGUUGCUGCACAGGAAGCUGCAGAUCCGUUCGAAUACUGUGACGUGGUCACUACCACCACCCACAAGAGUCUCAGGGGACCAAGAGCUGGUAUGAUCUUCUACCGCAAAGGUCCAAAACCACCGAAGAAGGGUCAGCCAGAAGAUGCUGUUUAUGACUUUGAAGACAAGAUCAAUUUUGCUGUGUUCCCGGCUCUGCAAGGUGGGCCGCACAACCACCAGAUUGGUGCUCUAGCGGUUGCGUUGAAACAGGCCAUGUCACCUGGAUUCAAGGCAUAUGCUAAGCAAGUUAGAGCCAAUGCUGUUGCACUUGGUAACUACUUGAUGAGCAAAGACUACAAGCUUGUGACCGGUGGAACUGAAAACCAUCUUGUGUUGUGGGAUCUUCGUCCUCUUGGCUUGACCGGGAACAAGGUGGAGAAGCUUUGCGAUCUUGCAAACAUCACUGUUAACAAGAAUGCUGUGUUUGGUGACAGCAGUGCUUUGGCCCCAGGAGGUGUUCGUAUUGGUACACCUGCAAUGACCUCAAGGGGUUUAGUUGAGAAGGAUUUUGAGCAAAUUGGGGAGUUUCUUCACCGUGCAAUUCAAAUCACUUUAAGCAUCCAGAAGGAGUUCGGGAAAUUAUUGAAGGAUUUCAACAAGGGUUUGGUGAACAACAAGGAGAUCGAACAACUCAAGGCUGAUGUCGAGAAGUUUUCUGGUUCGUUUGACAUGCCUGGGUUCUCGUUGGCCGACAUGAAGUAUAAGGAUUGAGAAGAUGAAGAGAUCUAUGUAAUGAAUGAUGUUUGUGUUGUUAUUAGUAACAUUUUCUGGUGUUUGUUUUGAUGUCUAGUACAAAAAAUGUAUGAUUUGGUUGGAGGACAAUAAGGUCUCACGUAUCUUCCAUUUCCACAUGUAGAUUAGUGGUUUUCUUGGACUAAAAUCUGUACUUGUCCCAAAGCAUUUUUAUUCAAUGGAUGAUAGUAUGUUUCAAGUCA